GAGCGGCGGCCAGGGGCGGAGCGCGGCGAGCGCUGCUGGGCGCGCCCGGGCUCACGCCCGCUCCCCGCCGGGCCCUCACCGCUCGCCGGCUCCCGGCCCCAGUCCGCCUGCCCGCCCCGCGCAGGGGCCGAGUCGCGAGCCGCGCCUGCGACCCGGCGUCAGGGCGCGCCGGAGAGGACGCGAGGAGCCAUGAGGCGACAGCCGGCGACGGUGGCGGCGCUGCUGCUCGGGCUGCUCUUGGAGUGCACAGAAGCCAAAAAGCAUUGCUGGUAUUUUGAAGGACUCUAUCCAACCUAUUAUAUAUGCCGCUCCUACGAGGACUGCUGUGGCUCCAGGUGCUGCGUGCGGGCCCUCUCCAUACAGAGGCUGUGGUACUUCUGGUUCCUCCUGAUGAUGGGCGUGCUCUUCUGCUGCGGAGCCGGCUUCUUCAUCCGGAGGCGCAUGUACCCCCCACCGCUGAUCGAGGAGCCAGCCUUCAACGUGUCCUACACCAGGCAGCCCCCAAAUCCUGGCCCAGAAGCCCAGCAGCUGUGUGGGUGGGCGCGCCCUCUGCGUGCUGCUUCCCCGGCCAUGCUGGCUUCGCCUUGCCUGGCUGGCUUCGCCUUGCCUGGCUGCCUCCAUCUGGCCGGGGCCCUCAGCUGCUCCCAAGGCUCCAGCCUCCGGCCCCAACUGCCUUUUAGCCUCAACCACAGCCCCUCCAGCGUGGUCACCAAUUUUUUUACCUAAGGGUUCAUGUUCUUGACAAAUACACAGUUUAUCCUCCUCCUCUUCGUUCUUUUUUAUAUUCCAAAUGCCUCUCCAUCUCCAUGUUCAAAUAUUUCAGUCCUGUCCCACCAAUUCCUGGCAGGAUCCGUCAUCGCGGCUAUGAACAUGAAAAUACCAGUUAGAGUGGGUGCAGGUGCUGGCGUUUCUGGUUCUGCAGCGUGGCUGGCCACAUUGCAAACAUAGCCUGGCUGCCUCUCUGCUACAAAGACCACACUCCCGCCCCUCCCUCACCUGCAGCAGGGAGCUGGGGUCUUCCCCUUGACAGGAGCCACGGGCUUGACACAGGCUUGCUGGGUGGGGAAGCCGGUCACGCCUAUCAUAUCAGAAACAGGUGCGUCUCAGGAAACCCCUGUGCACCCAGCACGAUCUGGCAGAGUCAAAGCCCAGAUCCAGGUCACCACUCGCCUCCACUUCAGUCACUCCUCCCACGUAUUUAUGGAACGUCUGCCACAUGCCAGGUGCCUUCUGGGCUGUCAGGGCACCAGGAUGAGUGAUGUUCUGUCCUUAUAUUCAGAAGGCUCAGAAAAUCAUACCACACUGGGCGAGGGCUGCACACCCACAGGCCUGCCUUGUUCCGGGUGCCAGAGGACAGGGGUGCCUGCUCAGCGGGAAGGCAGUGACAGCAAGAGGGGGCUGCCUGGUGAUUCUGAGCUGAGACUAAAAGAUACAUGGGAAUUAGCCAGACCAGAGGCUGGGAGGAGCCUGGCAUGAGGUGGGCACAGGCAUUCCAGGGGACACAGUCUGGGUGGUGAAAGCCCAGGAGACGUCAUCUAGUGAGGGCCCAGGGAGGGCAGGCCAGAUCCGGGCAGUGCGGUUGCUGCUGGGGGAUGGAGACUAGGGCAGCCGGUGAGACUCGAGGCUCUGAAGUGGGCAGGAGCCUCCCAGAGCCGGCCUGGUCCCUUGGGAGAGCUUGCUGUCCCAUGAGUUGGGGUGGGGAGUAUAGGGCGAGCAGGCUGCAGCCUGGGUGGCAGGGACGAGCUCUGCCCCUGCUGCCCUGCGUUGAGGCCCCUGCCCACAGCUGGAGGAGCAGCUGGCCUAGAGGAGACAGAGCGGGGAAGCCAGGGCAUGGCUGGAGAGGAGAGAGCAGAGACCUAUGUGCCCUGGGUAUAGGCUGACUUUAAUGACGCAAAGACCUUGGUGAAACAGCACUGUCAGGAGUCAGGCCUCUGGGCCCCUGGCCUCUGUCCUUCCUGGGCCACCCUCUCUGCCUGCCGCCUCUCCCUCUCCCUGCAUUUCCACCUAUCCCUCUGCGGCCCGCCGGACUCUCCUGCAUCCCCAGGAAAGAUUGGCUCAGCCCCUCCAACAUGCCACUGGCCAGUCAGGUGGGCUGGAGAGCUGGCAGGUCCUGCUAAGAAUGCAGGCUGCCUGGCCAGCCCCUUGGCACCCGCAGGGCUGGGCCAGCUCACUGAGAAGGGGUGGUCUCCGUUACCAUCACACUGUGCCCUCCCAGUCUUUGCUGAGUCUGUAGCUCCCUUUCAGACCAUGCAAGACUCCCAGUGAGGGAGUGAUGAUGGCAUUAGGAGUAAAACGACCCCAGCACUGUCCAGACAGGUGACCAGCCGAGGGUGCGAGUGCAGCCCGUCUAGGGUGCUGGCUGACGGUGCUCCACCCAGGGGCCAUGACACCCCCAGUCUGUGGCUCUCCCAGCUCACCCUUGCCUGAACUCCUUCCUCCACUUCACCUGUAUGAGAGACACGUGUUACCGUAGGGAGAGUCUGACUCUCUGGUUCAUGGCUGGGUUCAAGUCCUGAUGCUGCUGUAGUGGCGGUGUGACCUUGGUGAGGCACUCUCUCUUGCAGAGCCUCUGUCCUCCUGCCUCACCCCCAUCCUGCGCCGUUCCCCGCCUUGCACACAGGCCCAGGCUGGCCUGAUGGACACUGGUGACAUGAGGGGCAGCCUUGGGGCUGUUGUGGUUUUAGUCACCUCUCCUGACUCUUUCUACCUCAUCUUCUGGAGAAAGUCUUCCUGCAACCCCAGCCUCUUCCUAAGUCCUCUGCGUAUUUUGUUUAACUGAACCGUCGACCACAAACCAGAACGGAAGGGCUCCUCCCAGGGCACACCCCGUGUGGGGGGAGGGGCGGUGGAGUCCCCCUGCUCCUGGCUGUCACCCCUGUGCAGAUUGUCCCCACUGAAUCCUGCACCAGUGGGCCUGUCACUCCUCGUCACUAUUCUGGCUCCCAGCUGUGACCGUCACGCACUGCUCCUUUUGUCCUUGAGGCUUUUGGAAUCGCCAGUUGGAACCAGCAAACCAAUCACCUGGACCCGCUUCCACUGGCAGUGGAGGCUGCCAGCCAUGUGUACCCCGCCCCUCUGCCGAACCCCGUGGGGGUCGAGUCCCCUGCUGUGGCUCUCAGGGUCACACCCCGCAUGGCUCUGCCCACUCCGUCCACUGUCCCCCAUCUUCCAGCUCGUUAGUGGGUUCCCAGUGCUGCAUCAGAGGCCCCUGCCCUCCCUGAGCUGUGCUCCCCGAAAGUCCUCUCUGUCUUGGGUGUCUCUCCCCACCCCUGCUCAUAUUCACAAGCAUUUCCAUCCUUACAAAGACACCUUCCCUUGCCCUGUGUGCCUUCCAGCUGCCACCUGCCCCCUCCUCCUGCCACCUGCCCCCUCCUCUGUCUUCACUUCCAGCCCGGACCGUUUGUCCCCACUGCAGCAGGGACCUGUGUCCACCAUGGUGUGAAAUUGCAGACGAGGAACACGGGAAAUCCAAGGCCACAGCUGCUGGAAAUGGCCAUGCCUAUUUUGACCUCUCUUCAGCCAGGGAGAGGACAUCACUUCUUCCUGAAAAUUCUCCCACCCCUUGCUGCCCUGGCUUCCGGCGCACCGCCUCCUGCCACGUCUUCCUGUGGCCUGUGCGUCCUUGUUAUUGGCCUUAGGUGCUCCCUGCUCCCCUCCAGGCCUCGCGUGCUGCUCCUCCCUGAUGCCUUCCCCUCGGCACGCCCACGUUUCUACCACUGCCUUCUAGAGGAGGCUCCAGAGCUGCCUUCACGUCUCCAGCCCAGCAUGGACUUUACCGUCUGCCCCGCCCUUGUCUGGUAUUCCGCUGCCUGUCGGGAGGCCCUUACUGAGACCGGAGGCCAGGACCUUUUCCUCUCAGCCCUUGUCUCCAUCCCCACGCCCCCCACCCAGUCAGUCCCAGGCCAGUCACUGCUGACAGCCUCAGUGCUUCAUUCCCUCUGCUCCAUUUUCUCUCUGAUAUUCAGAGGCCUUCGUUGUGUCUUGCCUAGGCUGUUGCGAUGCGAUGGCCUCUUUUUAAAAAUCCUUGGCUUUUUAAUUGUAUAAUGUAUAGCAGGAUCCAGAUCUAAAUAAAACAUAAUAUCUGCCCUUGGAAAACUCAUGGUAAUGGCAGUAGAUCGACUUCUAAACAGAACAUGCCUCAGGCGGUGGGUGAGAGCAGACAGGUGGCGUCUGCGGGACGCGCAGGUGCAGGGCGGGGCGGUGUCUGUGCCGAGUGCCCCCCUGGCAGGUGAGAGCGCUCGGUGAGGGACAGUGCGGGUCAGGCCUGUGCUUCUAUUCCACAUUCUCUCCUUCAGCACAUGCCCAGAUUUUCACGGUCUGACUUAUGUGGGCUUUGGAGGUUUGGAACAUGUUGUGCACCUUGAUGGGCAUGUUUCUAGAGUCAGAACUUUAUCAAACUGUGUCAGGGGGAGAUUUGCAA
Messenger RNA from Sapajus apella (tufted capuchin), 4420 nucleotides. It is a transcript of the gene VOPP1, whose product is annotated as VOPP1 WW domain binding protein. NCBI's taxonomy places the organism in Eukaryota, Metazoa, Chordata, Mammalia, Primates, Cebidae. The record is from RefSeq and is a predicted model, not a curated record. Gene Ontology annotation, cellular component: cytoplasmic vesicle membrane. The coding region runs from base 190 to 726 and encodes 178 amino acids. The transcript is spliced from 5 exons.